This is a messenger RNA of Fundulus heteroclitus (mummichog), 1293 nucleotides long. RefSeq names its product putative ATP-dependent DNA helicase Q1. Lineage: Eukaryota; Metazoa; Chordata; Actinopteri; Cyprinodontiformes; Fundulidae. Gene Ontology annotation, biological process: double-strand break repair via homologous recombination; telomere maintenance. The transcript is spliced from 3 exons. Gene Ontology annotation, cellular component: nucleoplasm; cytoplasm; chromosome. Gene Ontology annotation, molecular function: four-way junction helicase activity; 3'-5' DNA helicase activity. The record is from RefSeq and is a predicted model, not a curated record. The coding region runs from base 1 to 1293 and encodes 430 amino acids.
AUGCUUGCUUCAGAGGUGUACCAGAAUAAUUUAGUGGGGAUCGCAGUCGAUGAGGUUCACGUCACGUAUAAAUGGGGCGAAGCUGGCAAAGGGAGUCCAGCCUUCAGAGAGAGCUUUGCCCGGCUGGGAGAACUCAGAUCAAUUGUUAAAGAAGGCACACCUGUCAUGGCUUUGACAGCAUCUGCUGAUAUUGUCAACAGAGGCCGGGUGACCAAGCUACUGAACAUGGAGAAGGCAACUCAUAUGACGGUUAGCCCAAACAGAAGCAACAUCAGGCUUGGGCUGAAGCAUGUUCCUAGUCAUGACCUGGACUGCAUGGAUUGGGUGGUGACGGAGGUCAGAGAGAAGAGACUGUUGAUGUCGCCUAUCAUUAUUUACUGCAGAUCACUCAAGGCAGUUGGAAGUGUGUUCUGCCGUCUCAAAGCUAAACUUGGAGAAGAUGCAUGGGUGAACAGAGAUCCAGAGCAUAAGGCUGAAAACAUGCUGAUAGGAAUGUUCCACAGCAAGACACUGCCACAGUACAAACAGAGAGUGCUGGCAUCCUUUACGGGUGAGGGUAGCUGCAGGGUUGUUGUUGCUACAACUGCGCUGGGGAUGGGCCCCAAUUUUCCUAAUAUCUCACAUGUUGUCAUGUACGGGGCACCAGAGGAUGUGGAAGACAUUGUGCAACAGGUUGGGCGGGCUGGGAGAAACUCCUUACCUUCACAUGCAGUUUUGUAUGAUAUACAAGCAUCACCAAGGGUUGAUAAAACAGUGAAAGCAUUGAUUCAUGCAGGGACACAGGGCUGUUUUAGAAAAGCCCUCUUUAGUCACUUUGAAGAGCACACCACAAGCUUGGAGCCGGGUCAUCUCUGUUGCACCUACUGCCACUCGAUGUGUUCAUGUUCAUCAGGUGUUUGUGUAGAGCCUACUCCAAAACAUGAAUCUGUAGAACCAAAUGUGAGUACUACUCCACUUAGAUCUAGAGAGGUGACUGAGGAAGACAAGACUGUGAUCCGGGCCUGCUUACAGCAGUACAGGCGCACUUUAGUCCCAGACAUGCCACUCAUCACAAACAAGACUCUCUGUACUGGGUUUGGCACUGAACUUAUCGAAGCAGCAGUCGAGCACAGUCCCUAUAUCUUUGACUUGGUUUAUAUUACAAACCACCUUCCAGUAUUUACAGUACGGCAUGCAAGCGAAAUUCUCCUAGUGAUCAGUGAGGUUUUCGGGGAUUUCGAAUACACAGAGCCUACUUUACCUGAAGAGAGCUUCACAGAGCCUGACAUUGAUUUCACAGGUUAUAAAGAUUGA